Messenger RNA from Hyaloperonospora brassicae, 3960 nucleotides. Lineage: Eukaryota; Oomycota; Peronosporomycetes; Peronosporales; Peronosporaceae. The record is from the annotation of a GenBank genome assembly.
AUGGAGUUCCUCGUACCGCUCCACGCGGCCGAUCUGGAGCUGGCCAAGGCAGGACGCUACCACGUGCAGUCGGUACAUGCGCUGGAGGACGAGACGGAAGCGGAGAUUGCAGCGCACCUGCAGCAACUGGAAGACCAUGUGCUGGGCAGCGAGGCAGGACUGGAGCUGCUGCAGGAGGACUGGCUGGACUUGACGUACAGCUUUGUGAAGAAGCUCCCGACGUUGUCCGACACACUGCGCAUGCACGUGAUUGAGAUGCUGGCGUCUUUUGUAAGCAGCGUGACGGAGAACGUGCUGGCGAGACGCCCGGGCAACGAGGACGCCGAGGACGUGGCGGCGAUCCGCAGUGCUUUUAAAGCCAGCGUGUACUUUCUCGUUACAGCGCUCACGAGUGUCUGCAGCAGUUUGAAGCUGCAGCUGGAAAAGGACGUGCUAAAGACAAAGGGGAAGAAGAACCAGACGUCUGCAAUGAAUCGCAUUAACUGGAGCAAAGUGGUGGAAGGAGCGAUUCACAAGCUCAGUCGCUCCAUCAGUCCCGCUACAUUUGGCAUGUGGAACAUGAACGUGCCAGAAGAGGAGUUUUCAAUGCUCUACUGCAAAGUCGUCUUUGAGCUGCUGGGCAAUGCAACGCUCUGCCGCGGAAAGUCGCUGAAGCCAAAGCUUUAUCAUCUGCUCGCGAUGAGUCUGCAAAAAGUGCCUGCGAUCCACGUGUCGGUCGUAGCCUCGCUUAUCGACCUCAUCUACGCACAUGAGCACCUGAGCGCUCCCAUUGCAGAACUGGUCGAGCUGCUGUAUUUCAAGUACGCCAACACCACGUUUGCAUCGAAUCUCAUCAGCGAGAUCGGGAAAAUCUCUUCUCGGGACGCCUCGAAAGACGUAGCUGGGACGCGGAAUAUCGCCAUGUUUCUUUCCAGUCUGUCAACUCUCACCCCGGCAUUGAUUACGGGCAACCUGAGUUUCGUGUUGGCAUUGUUAGACUGUGAAGCGUAUCAGCUACGGAACGCUGCUGUUACGUGCGUCGCACAGAUCUUACUCUGGAAUUUUCGCCAAAGCGGACAGCAAGAGCCCGAUGAUGAUGAUGCGGCAGCCGCUGAUGUGAAGAACAAACAUGGUCCUGACAGUGAAGAAAGCAGUGACGGGGAAGGAGACGGCAGCAGCAGUGAAUCAAACGGCGAAACGUGUACUGGAAACGCCAACACCGAAGCUCCGCGCACGUUCUCUCGUUCAACGAGAGACCAGUUACUCAGUGUGCUUGAAGAUCGCAUUCAUGACAUCAAUUCUUUUGCACGCGGGCAUGUAUUGAAGAUGUGGGCUCUUUUGUGUGAAGAAGGAGCGCUGCCGCUACAUAUGCUCAAGAACGUCACGUUGAUGGCUGUGGGGCGCUUGCAGGACAAGGCAGUGGUUGUCCGCCGUCAUAGCAUCCACCUGCUCACGUUGUUGCUGGAAAGAAACCCGUUUAUGGGUAACCUAGAUCGUCAAUUUUACGCGAAUAAGCACGAUGCCUUGACGGUAGAGAUGAAGAAGAAACGGGACGAAGUGAUCGCGGGCGCGGAGAAAGAAAUGAGUGAAGCUAUGGGUGAAGUUGCCAUCCAAAGCGGAGAUCCGGAGUCACCUUCGUUGGCUAUCGCUUCAGAUGAAAAAGCUGCUGCUCUUGAAAAGGACCUGCAAAAGACCGUGCGUUUGUUAAAGUACUACCAAGACGCAAUCAGCUUUAUUGAUGAGUUUGAGCUGCAAGCGUUGCCACUGAUGAGCCAAUUGCUGGGGAGCAAGUCUACCUCCGAUGUACUGGAGGCUAUCCAGUUUUUUGAGAAAGCGUACCGGUUCCAUCUUACCGCUGCCCAGGCCGGUAUCAGAAAAGUGUUGCCACUGAUAUGGCGGUCCGACUUAUCCAUUCAAGAUCAGUUGUCCAGCACAUUCGUGGCUCUGUUCGUUCGCAUAGAUGAGGAGGAUCCUGAGCGAGAUUCACCGCAGCUGGUGGCAGAAAAUCUUGUGAAGUUCCUGGACAAGUGUACUGUCGCUGAUUACACGUGUCUCGAGCGCAUCAUGGGGGAGCUACACCGCAGCCAGAAGCUACCAAUGGUGGUCAUCAGCUCUCUUUGGGAACUCGUGGAUGUAGUCGUGUAUCCAGUUUCCGUUGUGAGCAACGCGUUGGCCCUUCUUAGUAUGAUUGCGAAUAUCAAUGAUUCGAUGUUGUUUUCCAACGAUCGCCUCAGCCAAGUUCUUUCGAUGGGAUUUGGUGACGUUGCGUGCAACCCUGACUCACGAUAUCGAGUUUUUGGAGCCGCGUGUCGGUUGGUGCAAUGCGUUCAGCUGGAGCCGAAAGGCUCAGCCUCGAAAUCCAGCAGUCAAACCCUAGGGCGCAUACACCGCACGAAUCUAGACGCAACGGAGCAGAUCAUUCUUCGCUUGCAGCGAUUCCUUGCUCUAGAUUUUGUGAAUGACGAUGGCAUCGAUACGGAGUGUCUACAUUCCACGUGGUUUGACACGGUGCAGCAAGCAAUCGACGCCAUCUUUUCUAUCUGCGAGCGCCCGGAGGACGUGUGCGGUGACGUGAUCAAACAUCUUUCGCUACGUCUCUUCGAAAGCGAAACAAACGAUGUGUCGCGUGUAGAGCUAGCUCACUUCUUCUUCGUGUUGGGUCACUCAGCAGUGAAAGUUGCUAUUCACGUGGAAAAGCUAGCUGCAAAGGUAAAAGACAUGCGUGGCAAUCGGAAUGUGCCGAAAAAACACGCUGACAAUACCGUGUCAAAUGGCGACGCCGAAGAUGUGACUGCGAUGGAGGAUGAACUUGGUGUGGCUGCUGAGGUUGAGGCUGAGGAAGAUACUUUUGUGAACAACAUCAUUCAAAAAGAGAUUGCUUGCCGCAACUUGCUUGGAAUCUAUGGACCAUUGAUUAUCCGUGUACUUGUGGGAACCGAGGACGAAUUUAAGAGCGACGAACUCCUGACGGAAUGUGCGGUGGUAGCGCUGAGCAAAUUUAUGGCGGUAUCGGAGGAGUUUUGCGAGAAGCACUUGCAGUUGCUGUUCACGAUCCUCCAGGAUUCUUCACAACCUUCCGUGCGAGGUGAUGUGAUCAUCGCGUUAGGGGACCUCUCCUUUCGAUUUCCGAACUUGGUGGAGCCUUGGACACCCCACCUUUACAAUCGACUCCGUGACGUCAACCUCAAUGUCCGCAAAAAUACAAUAGUGGUACUCUCUCACCUGAUUCUGAACGACAUGAUCAAGGUAAAAGGCCAGAUAAGCGAAAUUGCCAUCUCACUUGUGGACAAAAACGACGGCAUCCGCAACCUUGCCAAGCUGUUCUUCUACGAGCUAUCAAAGAAAGGCACGAACCCUAUUUACAACAUGCUGCCCGACGCCAUUGGCCAGCUGUCUACAAGCGAGCUUGUAUCCAAUGCCGACUUCCAGACGAUUGCGCGGUUCCUCAUUCAGUUCAUUUUGAAAGAAAAGCAGAUCGAGAGUAUUGUUGAGAAGCUGGCUCAGCGAUUUUCAACGGCCUCCAAGGUGCAGCAGCAGCGUGACCUGGCUUUUUGUUUGGCACGCUUGCCGCACACGGAGAAGUCGCUCAAGUAUCUGUAUCAGAAUCGCAAACUGUACAGUGAUGCGCUCCACGAUAGUGUGGUUGCUGACAACUUUACGUCCCUGGUCGCAAAAGCUCGGCGAGGAACCAGUGCGCUUACAGCAACGGCUGAGAUGAAAGAAGCCAUGGACAAGCUGGAUCAGUUUGUCGCUGGCAAGAAGGAGGGGAAAGAGUUGGAUGAAACUAUGGGCAGUGAACCCGCGGAGCGUGUUUCGUCACCGCAAACUAAGGGUAAGGCGAGGCGCAAGCUCUCCACUAAAGGUGCGAAGACUUCGAAAGCAGUACCGAAGAAGAGGGGGCGGCCCAAACGGAAGGCAAGCGCUCGUAGUCGAAAGGUCACGUGUACCGCAAGCGAGGACUCCUUAGACGACGAAGAAUGA